This is a messenger RNA of Penicillium coprophilum, 660 nucleotides long. RefSeq lists its product as uncharacterized. Lineage: Eukaryota; Fungi; Ascomycota; Eurotiomycetes; Eurotiales; Aspergillaceae. The transcript has a single exon. The coding region runs from base 1 to 660 and encodes 219 amino acids. The record is from RefSeq and is a predicted model, not a curated record.
AUGCCGCUCAAUUCACCUUUCGGCUCACUGGAAGGCGCCCCAGCCCUUACACUUUUUGCCAUCACGCAAACAGAGAAUUUGGCAGAAGCAAUCGAGGAAUACGAAUUGCGCAAUAUUCCAGUACCGGAGCGCCUCAGUGCAGGCAUAGUUUCAUUGUCCUCCCAACUCCAGAAUUUUCAACCGGAUGACGACAUUCCACUUUUCCGCUCUCCUGAGAUGGACGAACAAGAUAUAGUCUACAAUAACCUCGAAGUUGCCUGGUACCUCGCAGCGAGCCUUUAUUUCCGCAAUCGAAUCGACAAAACCUUCAUCGACGACGUUUCCUUUGCUGUCAAUGGGAUCUUGAUGUGCUUGCUCCGCGUCGAAGAAAUCAAGGCACAAAUAGAACCUGAUUUGAUGUACCGAGAUGACCCGGUUACCUUUCCGGCUUUUGUGGGAUCCUUGAAUGCCAUUGACCGCGAGCCUUGGGUGUGCUGGUGGGAAGCAAUACAGGAAUAUGGCUCUCCGAAAGUUAAGGCACAGUGGAAGAUUACUAAACUGAUUUGGAGGAUUAUGGAUCAGAUGCAGGAGAUGUUGGAAAUUGGUUUGAGCUGGGUGGACAUCAUGCUAAUGUGCGAGGUACGCUCUUUGUCAGAUGUGUUUGAAGCGCUUGGGUUUUAG